GUUGGCACGUUUGCAGAGAAUUUAAUUUGUUGUUGAUAUCUGGCGGAGAAUCGCUUGAGUGUUUAGUAAUUCAAGAUGUUUCUUUACAUUUUAAGCUGGAUUUCCAUGAUCUUCCACGUUCUCUUCUUGACUCUUGCAUUAGCUGCUGCUCUUUUUUACCUUGCGGAACUUGUGGAGGAAUACACAGUACUAACAGCUAAAGUUAUUAAGGGUAUGGUCGCGGGGACAACUCUGGUUUACCUAGGACUUCUUGUGCUAGAAAGUUUUCCUCUCUUAAUAAUAAUUGCAGGACUCUUUACCAAUGGACUUUAUUUCCUGCUUCUUAAAGAUUUUCCAUUUAUUCAGCUGACAUCUCCAGUGUUUUUAGGGGGAGUGGCGAUGGUUUUUGUCAAUCACUACUUGGCAUUUGACCACUUCUCCUCUGUAUGGUAUCCAUUUUCCGAGAUUCUAGCUUACUUCACAAUCUGUUUAUGGGUUCUACCAUUUGCAUUCUUUGUUUCCUUAUCCGCAAGUGAAAAUGUAUUACCAACAGCGUCCACAGUUCCAGAGGAUACAACAGAACCAAGCUAUUCUUAUGCUGGCCAGAGAUCAAGUCGCAGACAUGGAAUCCUUGCAUUUUUUAAUUUUUUGUCGAAGAAAACGGAGGGUUAUCUACCAACAAGGACAAAAACAUAUUAAGAGCUGAGAGAAGAUUAUGGUGGACAUAUGUGAGAAAAAUGAUGUAUUAUUACAGUGUAUAUUGAAGUCUUUUAGGUCCCUGUUAUUAAACUACUUUUCUAUGGUACUUUUACCAAAUGUGUUUUCAAAUCAUGGUAUUUUGUUCCCCAAUUAAUCUAUAUAAUGUUGUUGAAAUGUUACCUGUAGAUAGAGAGGAAACAGUUGGUAAACAGUAUAAUUGUGUUGAAUUUAAAGCAUUCAUUGGUUUUGGCAUGUUUUGAACCAGCUAGAAUGAAGAUUCCUUGGGUUUCUGAUAUUUCUCAAAUGCAAGUCAAAGAGAAAGGGAAAAUCAGAAAUCGAACUGAUUUGAAAUGAUUUUAAUUCAAAUAAACUAUGAAACACUUUUCUGGAGGGAUCUGAUUGUGCAUGAAACAUUUCUAAAGGGUGUAAGAGUAUCAGAAAUUUUGUUUUCUGCUUGCAAAUUUAACAUCUCCAAUUUGUAUAUUGUUAUUUACCUGUAGCUAUUAGAUUUGCAGAACAUCAAUUUUUCCUUUUAAAACUAUGUGAGGCUUUCAGCAGCUAAAUAUGAGUGGCAGUUUUAUUAUUAACUGGUGAUGCCUUUUCAUUAACUUUUCCUCAAUUAUUAGACUGACUUAAUUAUUUUGACACAACUAAAUCAUUGUGUUAAUCUUUUGAUAACUAUUUAUGGACUUCUUGUCUGAGCCUGCAGCUUAUGUUUGCACAAAUGUGGAAUAUUAUUUCAACUGAAUGACAUCAGUCUACUCUGGCAUAUCCCUUUAAUUCCCAAUAUCUGAUUGUUAAUUCUCCCCUCUAGCCACUGCCCAUUUCUUUGUAAAUUAGUUAUGAGAACUUGGUGCUAAAUCAAGAUAGCAGCCUCUACCUAAUAAGUUCAAGUAUUCUCAUUAGCUGUUUGCUGAAAAAUAUAUGGAUGUUAUAGGGAGAGGUUUCAUGUUGAUCACUUCUGGGAGUUAAAGGGUUAACCCCAAGAAGUGAUUAUUGACAUGUAACUUCUCCUAAUAUUAACCAUAGAUUAUCCAGCAAACAGGUAAUGAGAAUACUCAAACAAAUCAGCUAGAAGUUGUUGUUUUGAUCUUAUACUAAAUUCUUGGAAGGGGAGAAUUUUAAGGAUUCAACAUCAAGUGAAGUUUCUGUUGUCAGUGUAUUCCUUUUUUAUCCUUUUAUUGUGUUUGAGUGGUUGCAGAUAUUGUGUUUGUCUGAAGUGUAUAUCUCCGUCAAAGGCUAUUGUAGAACUAUUUGACUAGACAGAAGAAGUUUUAAAGUGCAGAUCAAGAAUAAAUUAACAAUUAUUCACAGAAGUGGAGUUGAAUAGCUUGGUGGAUAUUUGCUGAGCUGCAAGUGGCGAGGUAGAUAUAUAGAUGUUCUACCUUCACCAACACUGGGUGAAUAAUUGUGUUAGUACAUGUAUAUACCACACAGAACCCAAAAAUAUUAGAUUAUUUUCAACAAUAUACCAAAAAAUGGUAGGAAAUUAAAUUGUUGACUCAUGAUUUUGUCUCUUCGGCUGCCCAGAGGUGAAUGGCACUCACUAAUCAUUUCUGAAACAAACCAGCCAAUUACUGGACACAAACAGAGCAAUUAAUCUGUGUGGUAUAAAUUAUUUAUUUAAUAACAUAUAUUCACUAAAGUGGAGGUGAACCACUUUUUGAGCUGAAUAUUUUUUUUUUUAGUAAAGACCACACAGAAACCAAAGAAUUUGUACAUUUCUGUUAAAAUACUGAGAAAUUAGCACAAAAUUGAACUCUCGAUGAGCAAUUUAUCUCUUUGAUGGCUUGUAGGUGUGUGUUACUUGCCAAUGACUUCUGAAGUAGCCCAUCAGUGUGUCCAAGAAGGACAUUUUACCUGUUUGGUAUAUACUGCCAAUACUAAGCAUUUAUUUUAAUUAUCAUUUAAGGAAAAUUAAGGAUCAUAAUAACUAUAUAAUUUGAUUAAUUUUAACCUUUUCAAGCAGGAAUAACUAAAAAAGACAAUUUCACUAUAAAAUGCUAAUACAUUUUCAAGCAGGAAUUGGUGAGCAGGGAGACAAUUAUAAAAAGGGGAUAUUCUUUGGAUGUUAUGAAAUACUCAUCAGUGAGAGUAUUUUUGAUAAUGGAUAACUGUUUUUGGAUCUUGGAGUGGAAGGGUUGAAUUCUUCACAUCCUAACUCUUUGCACCCCAACAUCAGAAUGCAUAUUCUCCACACUGUUCCCCAUAUAUUUUGUGCUGAUAAGGAAGGAGACUUAGUUUAACAAUCAAGAGCUUCUUAAGAUGUUGGUCAUUUCUUUGAUUCCUUUAUACACCUAGUGUGUGAUUCAGGAGUGAUAUUAUAAGGUAAAAUUAAAUGCUU
This is a messenger RNA of Pocillopora verrucosa, 3022 nucleotides long. Its product is annotated as protein TEX261. Gene Ontology annotation, biological process: endoplasmic reticulum to Golgi vesicle-mediated transport. The record is from RefSeq and is a predicted model, not a curated record. Lineage: Eukaryota; Metazoa; Cnidaria; Anthozoa; Scleractinia; Pocilloporidae. Gene Ontology annotation, cellular component: Golgi membrane; COPII-coated ER to Golgi transport vesicle; endoplasmic reticulum membrane. Gene Ontology annotation, molecular function: COPII receptor activity.